AAAAAUAAAAGAGUGGUCCAAGCUAGAGCUCAAGCCCCUUGGGAUUAGUUUAGAUAAGGGGGCUAUGAAUUACUGAAUUAGUAUCAUAGCAUUGAGCUUAAUUCAGAGAAAAUGGCAACAAUUCAUCUAAAUUUCCAGUCAUUAACCCUCAAACUAGACAAAAAACACACCAAAUUAUACACCUAUACCCCUCAAAAAAGCUUCAAUUUACCAAUAUAUGCAGCCAUAGGAGGAGGUACAUCAGGAAAACAACUGAUAGAAUCUGGAACUGUCAAAGCAAUCCCUCCAAAAGAAGCUUCCAUUGGGCUGAAAUCCGACGGGCUGAAGCUCCUCGAUGUGAGGCCCGAAUGGGAACGAGAGAAAGCCCGAGUGUCCGGGUCGCUACAUGUUCCUCUCUUUAUCAAAGACACAGAUGAAUCCCUUGUUACUUUCCUAAAGAAAUGGGUUCAUUUGGGGUACAUUGGGUUAUGGACGGGUCAGAAGUUCACUACUAUUAAUUCUGAGUUUGCUUCACAAGUUGAAGGGAUUGUUCCUGAUAAGGAUACCAUGGUUCUUGUAGCAUGUGGUGAGGGGCUAAGUGAAAACAGGUCUAUAGUGGCGGUUUCAAAGCUGCAUGAAGCAGGGUACAAGAACUUGGGAUGGUUGGUUGGAGGAUUUAAUCGAACUAAAGAUGGUGAUUUUCCGGUUGAAGGAGAUGAAAAGUUGCAAUAUGCCACAAUUGGCGGUGUAUCUUAUUACUUUCUUAAAUUGCUUACACUCUUACAAGCAGCUGGAACUUCUGAUUGAGUUAAUGAGUUUGAUAUAUUAGUCUUAAUUCA
Molecule: messenger RNA, 818 nt
Organism: Spinacia oleracea (spinach)
Lineage: Eukaryota; Viridiplantae; Streptophyta; Magnoliopsida; Caryophyllales; Amaranthaceae
Product: rhodanese-like domain-containing protein 10
Exons: 2
Coding region: 112-786 (224 amino acids)
Cellular component (GO): chloroplast
Source: RefSeq, a predicted model, not a curated record